Molecule: messenger RNA, 2313 nt
Organism: Trametes versicolor FP-101664 SS1
Lineage: Eukaryota; Fungi; Basidiomycota; Agaricomycetes; Polyporales; Polyporaceae
Product: DNA mismatch repair protein MutL
Exons: 11
Coding region: 1-2313 (770 amino acids)
Biological process (GO): mismatch repair
Cellular component (GO): MutLalpha complex
Molecular function (GO): ATP-dependent DNA damage sensor activity; ATP binding; ATP hydrolysis activity
Source: RefSeq, a predicted model, not a curated record
AUGGUUGCGUCUACCUCCGCGCGUGCACCCUCUCCGCCGCCGCCCGGUCCUCGUCCCAUACGACGCUUGCAAGAGUCCGUGAUCAAUCGCAUUGCCGCCGGCGAAAUCAUACAUAGGCCAGCAUCAGCGCUCAAGGAACUCAUUGAGAAUAGUCUCGAUGCUGGCGCGACUUCGAUCAAAGUCACCGUUAAAGAGGGCGGGAUGAAGUUGCUCCAGAUUCAGGACAACGGCUGCGGCAUCCGGAAAGAGGAUUUGCCCAUCCUCGCAGAACGCUUUACCACCUCGAAGCUUGCUACGUUCGCGGACCUUUCGCGCCUCACGACUUACGGAUUUCGCGGGGAGGCACUCGCAUCCAUAUCCUACGUGUCCAACUUGACCGUGGUUACUAAGACCAAAGCGGAUAGCUGUGCAUGGAAAGCAUGCUAUGCGGAUGGCGCGUUGACCCCGGUCAAGGCUGGCGCGAGUUCUGACCCUAAACCAUGCGCGGGCAACGAUGGGACAACCAUAACUGUUGAGAACUUGUUCUACAAUACUCCGACGCGUCUUUCAGCUCUUCGCGGCUCCUCCGAGGAAUACACGCGUAUUCUUGAUGUGGUCACCCGAUACGCUGUUCACAACCCUCUUGUCUCUUUCACAUGCAAGAAGACCGGAAGCCCUUCGCCCGAUGUCUCUACGCCAUCCUCUUCCACAACUGAACAAGCGAUUCGCUUGCUGUAUGGCCAAACUCUCGCCAAAGAACUCUUGCACGUCUCCGUCUCUCCGUCAUCCAAAGGCAAAGGCAAAGCCUCAGCGGCGCAGGAUGAUGCCAGCGAUGACGAAGACGAAGACGCAGACGACUCCUGGAGCGCUGAGGCGCACUUCACAAAUGCAAAUUACCAGGCAAAGAAGAUGACAUUCCUGCUGUUCAUCAACCAUCGCCUUGUCGAGGCCUCAAGGAUUAAGAGAGCGCUCGAGGCGGUGUACAACGGCGUCCUAGCCAAAGGCGCUGCCCCAUUCGUAUAUCUGAGCUUGCAAAUAGACCCGCGCUCCGUCGAUGUGAAUGUCCACCCCACCAAGAAAGAGGUGCAUUUUCUAGACGAGGAUGCCAUCAUCGAGCGCAUCGCCGACGUCGUGCAAGACGCCCUCAUCGGCCAGAGCCAGUCAAGAGUGUUCGAGUAUCAGACGCUGCUCACUGGUGGCAUCGCCGAGCCUGCGUCCCAGAAAUCGGCGGGGAAACGCAAGGCGCGGGCAGAAGAUGAGAUUGCGGAAGAGGGCGCUGAGGGAUAUGCUGCAAGUCAUGACAGCACCCCCGGAGGCAGCCAGGGCGCUCCUGCGGCCUCGCAGCCGGCUAAGCGCAAGGUGUACUCCCAGCACAAGAUCCGCACGUCGCUGCAGGAGCGCACGCUCGAUUCGAUGUUUCCCAUCGCGCACCCAUCGCAGCGGACGGGGAGCGGCGAUGUGGACGGCGUGGUGGGGACCCCCGGGACGCCGCCGGUGCUGAGGGGCAAGGAGAUUAAGGAGUCUCUAUGCUACCUCAAGUCCGUCAAGGACCUCCGCAGCAUCGUCCUGAAGCAGAACCACUACCAGCUCAGCGAGAUCCUCGCGAAGCACACUUUCGUCGGCAUAGUUGACGCCCCGCGCUGCCUCUCGCUCGUGCAGCACGGGACACGGCUGUACCUGCUCAACCACGGGGCGCUCUCUGCAGAACUGUUCUACCAGCUCGGCCUCCGACAGUUCGGCGACCUCCCACGGAUCCGUCUCGACCCCGCCCCCGAACUGCGCACGCUCGUCGCGCUCGCCGUCGAUGCCGAAGAGGGCAUCGCGAAGAGCGGGAUGAGCAAAGAUGCCGUCGUUGAUCGUAUUGUCAACAUGCUGCUCGAACGGCGUGCCAUGCUGCAGGAGUACUUCAGCCUCGGCAUCUCCGAAGACGGGCGUGUCGAGACGCUGCCUAUGCUGCUGCGCGACUACACGCCGAACCUGGACAAGCUCCCGCUGUUCCUCAUGCGCCUCGGGCCGCAGGUCGACUGGACGGACGAGCAGGCGUGCUUCGACACGUUCCUCCACGAGCUUGCGUCCUUCUACGUCCCCGAGCCGCUCCUCCCGGAUGAUGCGCGCGGGGCGAAGCCGUCCGCUGACGCGGACAUGGACGUGGAUGUCGACACAGACGCGCGCGCCGCAGACGCACAGACCGAGAAGGCGACGCAAUGGCAGGUCCAACACGUCCUGUUCCCAGCGAUGGCGCGUUAUCUCGUGCCGCCGAAGAGCCUGCUGGAGCGGGACGUGGUGCAGGUGGCGGACCUGCCAGACCUGUACCGCGUCUUCGAGCGCUGUUGA